AUGGAUAAUUUCGAUAUUGACACAUACUUUGAAUUUAAGACAUAUGAAGAAUUUCGAAAAGAACGAUUGAAAUUAAAUUAUGAUUGUACAUUAAAAUUAUGGUAUUCACUACCUGAUACUCUACCAACAAAUGAUAAUAAUCGAGUGAGACGACAAACACGUAAACAACAACGAGCACGUUUCAGAAAAAUAAGACAUUAUUUGGUUUAUGCUAUAUUGUUCAAGAAAACAUCUCUUAAGAAGAAAAUUAAGUCAACAGUUUUUCGACUAUGGAAUGAAACAUUAAAUAUCCCCCCAUCAAAUGAUGAAUUUAUUCGUGAUUUACAUCAAUUAAUGGGUCGAGUCACUGUAGAGUUUUGUAAUAGAGGACGACAAUAUGAUCCAACAAUCAGUUAUGAAGAAUUAUUUAAAGCUGGUCGAAGUGUUUGGUUUAUGAGUGCUUUUCACCUUGAAUGCAAUUUACCUUUAAGUUUCACUGAUUCUAUGCUUGGUUAUAAUAUGCUUUAUCCAUAUACAGAUGAUUUAGUCGAUUGUAACGAUAUAAGUCGAGAAGCAAAAGCCGAUUUUGCAAAAAUUUUUCAUGAACGACUAUUGGUUGGUGAACCAACACAUGAUCCUCAAGUACAUUUUGAUGGAAAACAAUCAAAUGUUACUGAAUUAAAUUUACCAUCAUCAUUACAAGCACAAGCUAAUCGUAUAGUAAAAAUAUUUGAUAUGGUUAAAUUUAUUGAAAAUGAUUGGAGACCUAGUUGUGAACAUGAAGGUGUUUAUAUGAGUUUAACUACAAUACAUGAAGCACAAAUGAAAUCAACAUUACAACAUGCAAGAACUGAAGAUGAUUAUGCACCAACCAUGGCACAAAUUGAACAAAUUAGUGCAGAAAAAGGUGGCGCAUCAGUAAUAGCUGCUGGAUUUUUACUUCAAGGCCGAUUAACAAGAGCUCAAAUGGCUUAUUUAGAAUAUAUAGGAUUUGGUUUACAAUUAAUUGAUGAUUUACAAGAUCUAAAAGGAGAUAUGAAAAAUAAUCAUCGAACAGUUUUUACUCAAACUCUUGCUGAAGGUCGAACACUAGAUGCACCCACAGCACGUCUUAUACAAUAUUGCUAUUGUGCACCAGCAUAUGAAAAAUUUAGUGAUGAUCAACGUACAGUUUCAGAUGGAGAAACUGAUGUUACAUUAGCUCAAUAUGUUCGAGCUUUAAUGAUGAUGUUGUCUGUUUUAUUGGUUUUAGAAGCUGCAUCUCGAUUACGAAAAUAUUAUUCAAGAAAAUUCUAUCGUGAAUUAUCUUCACUAAGUCCACUUAGAUUUCAUCAUCUCAAAUUAAUUCAUAUUGAAAAAAGACUUUGGAGUCUUGUACAAAAACAUUGGUUUAAUUAA
Molecule: messenger RNA, 1377 nt
Organism: Rotaria sordida
Lineage: Eukaryota; Metazoa; Rotifera; Eurotatoria; Philodinida; Philodinidae
Source: the annotation of a GenBank genome assembly